CAAGGGGCAUUACCUAAACGAAAGCGUCAUGUUACUGUGCGUUUAGAUUUGUGUAGAGUAAGUAAUUGGCAAAAGUUUGGAUGCCACGGGGAUGCCGCUUAUGUGGCUAUGUUUGCGUGGUGAUGUAGCCAAUGUAAGGGUUGAAACGGCUGGCCAAUCGCGUCGAGCCCUCCCAUCGACACCAGUGACGUCGACUUCGCCAGGAAUGCCCCAUUUCUCCAUCGCGGUUUGCUUACGGCCGAGCAUUCUCAUUGUCAGAGAGGCACUUUCGCGAUCUGUUCGAAGAAGUAUGGUGCACAGCCUCCCUUAUAAGGCUAUAUUAAGUGUGCCUUUUAAGCUCCAGAAUGGGAGCGCGCCAUCAGGCCAGGUGGAGGGGCCGUCCCGGGAAUAUGCCGUCAGUCGUGAUCGAGUGCCCGUGCCAGCCCCUCGCUCGCACCUGAGGGCACGUGAGCAGAUCUUCUGUGCCCGAGAACUACCAACUCCACAAAGUUUGCGAGUGUAUAACUAGCCUCAAGGUGUAAAACACAAACGAAAAAUUGAAAAUAGACGAAUCAGCAGUUGCGAGGGGACAACAUCUUACAGGACGCAAAUCCGGGGCCCUAUUAGGGAAACAGUCUCUGAGUCAGCGAGUCGGGCUCGGACCCCGCCAUGUGGCCGUCGCACAUCGCCAAGCCGCUCCAGCGAGCUCCAGUCAAGAGAUCGGCGGAGGACGGUGAGGACCUGGCUCGGCGCUGCAUGGGCGACCUGCGCGGACGCCACGGCAUGUUCCGGAUGCCCGACUGGAUGUCGGAGGACGACGACAUGACCGACCUAGCGCACCGCAUGUCGCACGCGCCGCACUUCGCCACCAUGGGCCGCCGCGGGGGCCCCUGGCGAGAGCGCCGAAGCUCGGGGGGGUCGGCCAUGAGCGCCACCUCCGAGGAUGACUCCUGCGACGCCGCGGCCACAGACAAGUCCUCGCAGUGCUCCGGUGGGUCCACCGAAGGCCCUGUGGCCUCACACGAAAUCCCCAUUCGGCUGGAGGCUCCGGCCCCGCCCUCUGCGUCUCGGCAGCAGCAGCAGGCAGAGAACGAGCCGGUUGCGCCAUUGCGAACGAGCCACGCCAGAAACGCCCCUCAGUACCCAGUCAGAACCACGUCCGCCGUCGACGCCUCGGACCACUCGAGGGACGUCCCGCGGAGCACGCGAUGCGCAUCCGCACCGCCCGAGAUGGCUGAGCAGCCCCUGCAGCCACAGGCCAGCCAGGCGUCGCCGCAGCAGCAGCGGUUCGUGUCGAAGAUCAGCAUCACGCCCCAGGUUCCUCAGGGCCCCGGCGCCCCGCCGGCGAAGCCCGCGUCGCCGCUGCCCGCCAAGUUCAACACGAUCCCCAAGCCGUUCGUCCCAGCGAACAAGCCGCAGACGCAGACGCCCGCGCAGGAGCAGCAACUGCCGCAGCAACCGUACGAGGAACAGCAGCAGCACGGUCACAUGGCGAGCCCUCAGAUGCAGUACCAGCAGCCUCCUCAGGCCCAGCAGCAAGUGCCUUCGCAGACACCACCUCAGUACCAGCAGCCGCAGUUCCAUCAACAGUACCACCAGCAGCAGCAGCCACAGUACCAGCAACAGUACCACCAGACGCCCCUCCAGCAGCAGCAGCAGUCUCCGCGCCAGUCAGGCCAAAGGCCGAGCGUCGUGCGCAACAUCCCCAUUUUCGUCGAGGGUCGUGACGGCCCUCUCGUCAGCGAGGAGAGCGGCACCCCGCCCAAGCCAGCGCCUCAGUGGGGACAGCAGUGGCAGCAGCCUCAGCCUCAGCCGCACCCGCAGCCGCAGCCCCAGCAAAGUCAGCAUCCUCAGCAGCCACAUCCUCAGCAACAGCGGCAACAGUUCAAACAACAGGGCCAGCCUCAGCAACCUCAGCCCCAACCCAUACCUCAGCCUGUGCCCAUGCCCAUGCCUCAGCCACACUCUCAGCCACAGGCCCAGCAGCAGCAGCAACAGCAGAAGCAGCAUCAUCAUCAUCAGCAGCAGCAGCAACAGCAGCAGCAGCAGCAGCAACAACAGCAGCAGCAGCAAGGCGAGCCCAAGCCGCCGCAGCCCGCGAAGGACCCGCGCCUGUCCCAGAUCGAGUCCGUGAAGGCGUCCGUGGACGAGUACCGCCCGAAGGUCGAGGCCUUCUCGGGCUCGAAAAAGAGCCGCGAGUUCCUGUACCUCGACGAGAUGCUCACCCGCGCCCUCCUGCAGCUCGACAACGUCGACCCCGACGGCCGCGACGACGUGCGACAAGCUCGUCGCGCCGUCAUCAAAGACAUCAACGCCGCGAUAUCGCUCCUGGAGUCCAAGGCGACCGAAUCGGAGCAGGCCCAGAAGGAGAAGACGCCCUCGCCAGCGGCCACGCAGGAGGCUGCGGCAGAGCCCAAAGUUAAUCCCGGAGGCAACGGAAGAGAAUCGGGCAACAGAGGAGAAAAAGGCAGCCGAACAGGAGAAGACUGACGAGACCGUAGGAUCUUCUGCAAAAGCAGAGGUUCCCCCAACGAAGGACACGGAGAAGAAAGCGGAGGAGGCGAAGGAGGUGGUCACAGAAACCCAGGAGGCGGCGGCUGCCUCCAGCGACAGCAAAACAGAGACUGAAGAGAAAAGUUCCACGUAGCUUCAAAUAAGGGGUUUUGUCCAUUAGAGUUCACUGCAUCUUGUAUGUGUCCGGGUGAUAUGUAUAUAUAAAAUAUAUAAAUGUGUGUGUUUGUGUAUUAAAUUUAUUUAUAAGUGGAUUUAAUAAAAUGAAAGAAUGAG
Messenger RNA from Penaeus chinensis, 2766 nucleotides. RefSeq names its product BAG domain-containing protein Samui-like. The coding region runs from base 649 to 2469 and encodes 606 amino acids. NCBI's taxonomy places the organism in Eukaryota, Metazoa, Arthropoda, Malacostraca, Decapoda, Penaeidae. Gene Ontology annotation, molecular function: protein-folding chaperone binding. The transcript has 3 exons. The record is from RefSeq and is a predicted model, not a curated record.